AUCGAAAAAUUAGAUGAGAAGAAGAGACACGAGAUUUUAAAGGCACACGAACAAGUCAGUAGGGAUUUUGGCAAUAUUUUCUCCACUCUACUACCCGGAACAAGCGCCAAAUUGGACCCGCCACAAGGCGCGAAGUCGGCGCUGGACGGUCUUGAGGUGAAGGUGGCAUUCAGGGGGCAGUGGAAGGAGUCGUUGGGGGAGCUGUCCGGAGGUCAGCGUUCGCUGGUGGCCUUAUCCCUUGUGCUCGCCAUGCUCAAAUUCAAGCCGGCCCCCAUUUAUAUAUUGGACGAGGUGGAUGCUGCACUCGACUUGUCACAUACGCAGAAUAUUGGUGCCAUGAUAAAAACACAUUUUAAGGAAUCUCAGGUCAUUUUUUUAUUAUUUAUUAUUAUUGCUUAUUAUUAUUUAUUAUUAUUUAUUAUUAUUGUUUAUUAUUAUUUAUUAUUAUUGUUUAUUAUUAUUGCUAUUUAUUAUUGUUGUUAUCUGUUAUUGUUGCUGUUGUGA
Anisakis simplex (herring worm) is the source of this 504-nucleotide messenger RNA. The record is from the annotation of a GenBank genome assembly. NCBI's taxonomy places the organism in Eukaryota, Metazoa, Nematoda, Chromadorea, Rhabditida, Anisakidae.